ACAUACACAUCCUUCCCCUUCCCCCAUUUCCUUCUCCUUCUCCUUUCUUUCUUUCAAGAUAUUUGGUUCAUCGGAGCUCUGCCUCUGCACCAAACUUUUCUUGAUUCCUUCACACUCUUCGGUGAAUCUCCUUUGGUUCUUGUUUUCAGCACCAAAGUUUGAAUCCUUUUCACGCUAGGGUGACUCUGUCGGAACAACAAGUCACCAUUUUUUCCAUUGGACAAGUGAUAAUUAUCAGAAAGUUCAUUUUAAAUGUCCGACAAAUUUUUAUUAAUGUUUGAGAUUCAUGUAUCAAAUUCUCAGUGAAAUCUUCUUUUCUGGGUGUAUGAUCAAUUCCACUGUUAGGCGCAGGACCCAUUUAGUUCAAUCAUUCUCAGUUGUCUUCCUUUACUGGCUCUACUAUGUCUCAUGAUUCCUGUUUCCCCUGUUUUUUCUGAUCAUAGUUAAGGCUUUGUUUUUUUUUCCUCUUAUUUUCUGCAAUUCUUUUUUCUGUUUUGUGUCUGGGUCCUGCGAUUAAGUAUUAGCUUUUGAUUUUGAGUCGUAUUGUAAGUUUAUCUAUGGCUUCUUCAAGCGGAACAUCUUCAGGGUCUUCGAUGAUUCAGAACUCUGGUUCAGAGGAGGAGUUGCAGGCGCUGAUGGAUCAGAGGAAGAGGAAGAGAAUGAUAUCAAACCGUGAAUCUGCAAGGAGAUCUAGAAUGAGGAAACAGAAGCACCUUGAUGAGCUCGCUGCACAGGUAGCUCAGCUCAGGAGCGAGAAUCAACAGAUGCUCACAUCGCUCAACCUCACCACACAACGAUUCAUGAUCAUUGAUGCAGAGAACUCUGUUCUCAGUGCUCAAAUGGGUGAACUCAGCCACAGGCUAGAGUCCUUGAAUGAGAUCAUCGACUUUGUGAAUGCCACCAAUGGUGUUUUUGCUGCAAACUCCUUCGUGGACCCCAUCCCCAGUGCUUACUAUCUGAACCACCCCAUCAUGGCUUCUGCAGAUAUAUUGCAGUACUGAUAUAAAGAAGAUCUAUUAGGCUUAACUUAAUUCAUGUGUUUCAGAAACAGAGAAAAAGAGGGUUUUGAUGGUUUCUUUUUAUGUUUGAGUCUGUUAGACAUUGUCAUCAGUACUAGAGUAAUCAAUCACUGCUAGGUAGUGAGUGUGUGGGGAAUAAUGAUGAUUGUGUAAUGUGUCAUAAAGAGGGUAAAGCUUGUUGGGUGCUGCUUUCUGGAAAUGGGGCCUGUAUUGUUCUGAAAUCAGGCUAUUAAGGUUUUUUUUUUGAUCAGAGGCUAUUAAGGUUGUAUGAGUUAAAGCCAAUGUUAAUGUUGUUGUUCUCCUUUGCUAUAUUAAUGUAAUGUAAUGAUAUUUGACCUA
This is a messenger RNA of Lotus japonicus, 1358 nucleotides long. Its product is annotated as bZIP transcription factor 11-like. The coding region runs from base 558 to 1001 and encodes 147 amino acids. Lineage: Eukaryota; Viridiplantae; Streptophyta; Magnoliopsida; Fabales; Fabaceae. The transcript has a single exon. Gene Ontology annotation, cellular component: nucleus. Gene Ontology annotation, molecular function: DNA-binding transcription factor activity; transcription cis-regulatory region binding. The record is from RefSeq and is a predicted model, not a curated record. Gene Ontology annotation, biological process: positive regulation of DNA-templated transcription.